Myotis brandtii (Brandt's bat) is the source of this 4165-nucleotide messenger RNA. It is a transcript of the gene MME, whose product is annotated as membrane metallo-endopeptidase. Gene Ontology annotation, molecular function: metalloendopeptidase activity. The coding region runs from base 194 to 2446 and encodes 750 amino acids. The record is from RefSeq and is a predicted model, not a curated record. NCBI's taxonomy places the organism in Eukaryota, Metazoa, Chordata, Mammalia, Chiroptera, Vespertilionidae. Gene Ontology annotation, biological process: protein processing; amyloid-beta clearance. Gene Ontology annotation, cellular component: plasma membrane. The transcript is spliced from 23 exons.
GGGGCCGGGAGGUGACCUGGAGGAGGGCUCUGAAGUGCAGUUAGGUCGACUCGGGAGGUUCAUUUCAGAGAUGCCUGCAGCCGCUGCCAGGGGGAGUUAGGAGCGGUUACCGAGAUCUGGGGGCUGGGAAUUUGCCAUUCCGCUGUGCACAGAUUUUUUUUUUUGAUUUUUUUUAAAAGCAAGAUUUUAGGUGAUGGGCAGAUCAGAAAGUCAGAUGGAUAUAACUGAUAUCAACACCCCAAAGCCAAAGAAGAAACAGCGAUGGACCUCCUUGGAGAUCAAUCUCUCCGUCCUCGUCCUGCUCCUCACCAUCAUCGCUGUGACCAUGAUAGCCCUCUAUGCAACCUAUGACGAUGGUAUUUGCAAGACAUCAGACUGCAUAAAAUCAGCUGCUCGACUCAUCCAGAACAUGGAUCCCACUACCGAGCCUUGUUCCGACUUUUUCAAAUACGCCUGUGGAGGCUGGUUGAAACGCCAUGUCAUUCCUGAGACCAGCUCCCGCUACAGUAACUUUGACAUUUUAAGAGAUGAACUAGAAGUCAUUUUGAAAGAUGUCCUUCAGGAACCCAAAUCUGAUGAUAUAGCAGCAGUGCAGAAAGCAAAAACAUUGUACAGAUCGUGCAUAAAUGAAUCUAUUAUUGAUAGCAGAGGUGGCGGACCUCUACUCAAAGUGUUACCAGAUAUAUAUGAAUGGCCAGUAGCCACGGAAGACUGGGAGCAAGUAUAUGGUACUUCUUGGACAGCUGAGAAGGCUAUGGCACAACUGAAUGCUAAAUAUGGGAAAAAAGUCAUUAUUAAUUUUUUUGUUGGCACUGAUGAUAAAAACUCUUCGAAAUAUAUAAUUCAUAUUGACCAACCUCGACUUGGCCUCCCCUCCAGGGACUAUUAUGAAUGCACUGGACUAUAUAAAGAGACUUGUACAGCAUAUGUGGAUUUUAUGAUUUCUGUGGCCAAAUUGAUACGUCAGGAAAGAGGACUGCCCAUAGAUGAAAACAAGCUUUCUCUGGAAAUGAAUAAAGUUAUGGAAUUGGAAAAAGAAAUUGCCAAUGCUUCAGCUAAACCUGAAGAUCGAAAUGAUCCAAUGCUUCUUUAUAACAAGAUGAAAUUAUCCCAGGUCCAAAAUAACUUUUCAUUAGAGAUCAAUGGGAAGCCAUUCAGCUGGUCCAAUUUCACAAAUGAAAUUAUGUCAACUGUGGAUAUUAAAAUUACAAGUGAGGAAGAUGUGGUUGUUUAUGCUCCAGAAUAUUUAACCAAACUUAAGCUCAUUCUUACCAAAUACUCUGCCAGAGAUCUUCAAAAUUUAAUGUCCUGGCGGUUCAUAAUGGAUCUUGUAAGCAGCCUCAGCAGAACCUACAAGGAGUCCAGAAAUGCUUUCCGCAAGGCCCUUUAUGGCACAACAUCAGAAAUAGCAGCUUGGAGACGUUGUGCAAACUUUGUCAACGCGAACAUGGACAGUGCAGUGGGAAGGCUUUAUGUGCAAGCAGCAUUUGCUGGAGACAGUAAACACGUGGUUGAGGAUUUGAUUACACAGAUCCGGGAAGUUUUUAUUCAGACUUUAGAUGAGCUGACUUGGAUGGAUGCUGAAACAAAAAAGAGAGCUGAAGAAAAGGCCUUGGCAAUUAAAGAAAGAAUUGGCUAUCCUGAUGACAUUCUCUCAGAUGACAACAAACUGAAUAAAGAAUAUGAGGAGUACAAGUACAAGGAAGAUGAAUACUUUGAGAACAUAAUGCAAAAUGUGAAGUACGGCCAACAUAAACAACUAAAGAAGCUUCGAGAGAAGGUGGACAAGGAUGAGUGGAUAAGCGGACCAGCUGUAGUCAAUGCAUUUUAUUCUUCAGGCAGAAAUCAAAUAGUCUUCCCGGCUGGCAUCCUGCAGCCCCCCUUCUUCAGCGCCCAGCAGUCUAAAUCGUUGAACUACGGGGGCAUCGGCAUGGUCAUAGGACAUGAAAUUACCCACGGCUUCGAUGACAGUGGCAGAAAUUUUAACAAGGAUGGAGACCUUGUUGAUUGGUGGACACAACAGUCUGCAAAUAAUUUCAAAGACCAAUCCGAAUGCAUGGUGUACCAGUACGGAAACUUCUCCUGGGACCUAGCAGGUGGACAGCAUAUCAAUGGAAUUAAUACCCUGGGAGAAAACAUUGCUGAUAAUGGAGGUAUUGGCCAAGCAUACAGAGCCUAUCAAAAUUAUGUUAAAAAGAAUGGCGAAGAAAAAUUACUUCCUGGACUUGACCUAAAUCACAAACAACUCUUCUUUUUGAACUUUGCUCAGGUGUGGUGUGGGACCUACAGGCCAGAGUAUGCAGUCAACUCCAUUAAAACAGAUGUCCACAGUCCAGGCAAUUUCAGGAUCAUUGGGACUUUGCAGAACUCCCCUGAGUUUGCAGAAGCCUUUCAUUGCCCCAAGAAUUCAUACAUGAAUCCAGAAAAGAAAUGCCGGGUGUGGUGAUCUUCAAAAGAAGCAGUGCAGCCCUUGGCUAGACUCGCCAACACCACAGAAAUGGACAACUCUAUCCAAGAGACUGGGCCAUAGAGCUCACUGUUAUUAUACACAGGGAUACCUAACAGAGAUGAGAGCAUCGUGACAAAAAUGAAGUUAGGUUUUUCUGGAAAAGGGUGGAGGGACGAGGGCGUCUAUUGUCUAUCAAAUCAAUCACUUCUCACUGUGUAAAUAAUGCUUAAUCUCUAAAGAUAGUAUUACCGUUCACUUCUGUUUCUCGUAUGAUCUGCCAGUGUGAUGUUGUCUCUUGAAGAGUGUUAACCAUUAUUAGAGAAGGAUUUCUAAUCCAAGGAAGAAAGAAAAAGUUGAAGAAUACAAUUGGCACCUAACACACAUCAGUGACCCGGGAGUGAAAAACACAUUGUCUAAGUACUUAUUUGUAUUUAUAUUUGCAACAUUUAUGCUCCUUCAAAUCUCUUCCAAAGAAUUCUUAUACAUAUUGGGGCCUUGGGACUUAUGUAGUUUUAAACUAACUUUUCCAGUCAUCAGUUAUGCAUUCUGAGAUCAUUUUAUUUUAAGUACUUAGGGCUAAAAUGUCUAAAACUGUGUUUUGUUGUACCUGUUUUGACUGAUAACGAUAUUCUUGAGGUUUCUUGCAAUUUUCUAAGCAAUUUCUUGUUCUCUCUCUCUCUCUCUCUCUCUCUCUCUCUCUCUCUCUCUGUCAAAACUUGGUCUUUUUAAGAAAUUUGUAGCAGUGUAUAAAUAAUUUUUAUAUUUAAUUAUUGACUACAUUUAUGACUAAGUAAUUGUUAUUAUAGGUAAUCAUUGACUAUUGAAGUUUCAGACCGAGAUAAAUAGUUAUGAACCAAGAUCUGUAAAGCGAUGUACAGAUGAACAUUUGAGACUUUUUAAACUUAUCAAUCAUAUUGAUGAAAAGCUUUAAGUACACACUUUGGCUUAAACAUUGCCAUUGGAUGGUUCUCUAAAGAUACAUAAGACUUGUGGUUUACAAGCAGGAUUUUCCAAAUUCAACCUGUCCAUUAGGUGGCUGGAAUGAAAGGGCAAACCUGCAUCUAUGUAGCUCCACAUCUCCUUAUCCUUUCAGAUUUGUUACCUGAUGGAAAUAUUUUGAUAAUAAAUUGAGAUUGUGAAUCCACUGCUCACUAUGGUUGUUGUGGCCACCAUUUAGCUCUGGAAGGUGCAUUUUUGACUAGAGGGGCUUCAGUACCUCCGUCUCCAACAGACCUGCUUCUAAAUUUCUAACUUGCUUAGAGUUCUGGGAGGGGAUUGUUUAGUCUCUGAUAGGAGCUCAAUCUUUCUUGAGGCUUUAACAUUCUUUUCCUAUCCUGUUCAUGACUUUAGUUUUUUUAUUACUUGAUUAAUAUUUUACAAAACGAGUACACUUCCAAAAAUCUUUAUUUUUCCUAACAAAACAUGAAACUGAGAAUUUCGGGUUUUUCCUGCUUAUUGGUUUUUCCUGCUUCUGGAAAAGUGUUAUUGAAAUAUAACUUAAAUACAAACAUUUCAUAAAGCAUUAGUGUGCAGCUCAGUGAACUUUCUCCAACUGAACACAGCCCUGUAAGUAAGCAAACAUUACCAGCCACCAAGAAACCCCUUCUCCCAACCGUCACUUCACUCCUCCAAGGACAACUGCUGCCCUGACUCCUAAUGUCACACAUUAGAUUUGCUGUUUUUGUCUCUUAUGUAAAUAGAAUCAACCAGCAUGUA